Molecule: messenger RNA, 1317 nt
Organism: Nerophis lumbriciformis (worm pipefish)
Lineage: Eukaryota; Metazoa; Chordata; Actinopteri; Syngnathiformes; Syngnathidae
Source: RefSeq, a predicted model, not a curated record
AUGUUUUCACUUUUUUACGGUUUUGUAAUGUUAUGCGCGCUGGGCUGCCGACACCAAGCGAGCUGCCAAGUGGACGACGGAAAGCGGUACAUUUGCCGAGCGGUGCCCCUCGUCGGCGACACCAGCUGCCCAGUGACCUUGUUACCGGAAAUCAGCAGCGGGGGUCAAGAAGAGGAGCUCCGCAACACUGUCAUGCAGCUACGAGAGACUAUAUUGAUGCAGAAAGAGACCAUUUCCAGGCAAUUAGUCACUAUUAACGAGCUGACCACCAAACUGUCUCUAUGCGCAUCAACCACUGAUGAUAGAAAGUACGAAAAGGGGGCUCUCCGGGGCAAAGUGAAGCAAAACACAAUGGGAGACGUCCCCAGAGAUCCCAACGACACAGUGGAGAAUCUUGGAAAAACGAUGCAGGGGCUCAAGGACCGACUGGAGAAUCUGGAGCAACAGCAGAUGCGGGCCAACAUAUCUGGCGCGCCGUUUCCCACUGAGCUGCGUGACUUGCUGCAGCGUCGCCUGGUUGAGCUGGAGAAACAGCUCCUGAGAAAAGUCAACAACCUGGAAGAGGAGAAGAGCAUGCUGACCAAUGCCACCGCGGAAUACCAACUCAAGACGGAAAAUACGCUCAACGAGCUGGUAGAGAGGAUAAGCGAGCUGGAGAAAGGAGGGGAAGAUUUCAAGUCUCCUGAGCAGUUCAAGAUCUCUCUUCCCCAGCGUACAAACUACCUGUACGGCCGCAUCAUCAAGAGCCUUCCAGAGAUGUAUGCAUUCACGCUCUGCAUGUGGAUUAAGUCCCGCGCCACUCCAGGCAUCGGGACACCCUUCUCCUAUGGCGUGCCCGGACAAGCCAAUGAGAUUGUGCUGAUCGAAUGGGGAAAUAACCCAAUUGAGCUGCUCAUUAAUGACAAGGUUGCUCAACUGCCCUUGGACGUACGUGACGGAAGGUGGCACCACAUCUGCAUUACCUGGACCACCAGAGAUGGUCAGUGGGAGGCUUAUCAAGAUGGAGAAAAGCAAGGCACAGGAGACAACCUGGCAGCAUGGCACCCUAUUAAACCAGGAGGGGUGAUCAUCCUGGGCCAAGAGCAGGAUGUUGUCGGUGGACGCUUUGAUGCCGGACAGGCCUUUGUGGGUGAAUUGAGUCAAGUUAACAUAUGGGACCGUGUUCUGAAGCCUGCGGAUAUCCAGUCUAUGGCCAACUGCACGUCGUACCUGCCGGGUAACGUGAUCUCGUGGCUUGCGGCUAAUGUUGAGGUGUUCGGAAGAGGGGCCUUUAAAAGGCCCUUGGAGAUGUGUCAGGAGAGGCUGCCUAAUAACUAA